This is a messenger RNA of Soboliphyme baturini, 3545 nucleotides long. NCBI's taxonomy places the organism in Eukaryota, Metazoa, Nematoda, Enoplea, Dioctophymatida, Soboliphymatidae. The record is from the annotation of a GenBank genome assembly.
AUGAAUCCUGGCACUGAAGUUGGUAAACGAGAGCUGCCGGUUGGAAUUCGCAACAGGUUCACCGAAAUUUUUGUUGACGACCUCGAUCAGUUCGAUGACCUGUGCGUCGUCGUCCAAACUUACUUGUCAACUCUGCAACCUGAAUCGGCUCUGGUUUAUAAAGUUGUCAAGUUUUAUUUGGCCGUGCGGACAAUGGCAAACUCGCUAACUUCCGGCAUUCUGAACCAACGUCCAAACAUAAGUUUGCGAACAUUAUGUCGUGCAUUGUCUUGGGCGAAACUGAACACGUUUGGAAACCUUGUGCGGUCGAUUUAUGAGGGUCUGUGCCUAAGUUUCCUGAGUGACCUUGAUUCUGAGUCUUACGCGCAAGUCGAAUCAUUAAUCGUAAAGUAUUUGAUGUCGGCGGAUGCAAAGAUUUUGAAACACUCGACUCACCCUCCAUCGGACGGCGCUGCUUACAUUGAAGUGGAAGGUUACUGGAUUGCGCAAGGGCCUAAUCCCCUUGAAUCCGAUAGCAGCUACAUGGUGACAGCCCAAGUUAAGAAGAAUCUGCACAAACUUUGCCGAGCAGCCAGCUCCCGAUUGUUCCCUAUUCUAAUUCAAGGCGAAACUUCUGUCGGCAAGACGAGUAUGAUUCAGUAUUUGGCGAAACUGACUGGAAACCAAUGUUUUCGAAUAAACAACCACGAACACACCGAUAUGCAGGAAUACGUCGGAAGCUACGUGACCGACUCUUCCGGAAAGCUCACGUUUGUCGAAGGUCCACUUGUCAAGGCUAUGCGAAGCGGCGCGUGGAUAAUUUUAGACGAAUUGAACCUUGCCGAACCGGAAAUUCUCGAAGCGUUGAACAGGGCAAAGCUGUUUGUGGCUGAGACACAAGAAACGGUCAAGGCACACCCGAACUUCAUUCUUUUCGCAACGCAGAAUCCUGCUGGUCUGUACUCAGGUCGCAAGCGUCUUUCCAGAGCGUUCCGCAACCGAUUCAUUGAACUGAACUUCGAGCAACUGCCAUUCAACGAGCUCGAGUUGAUCCUUCAUCACCGAUGUGCACUGCCCCAAAGCUACGCGAGGAAAAUGGUUAACGUGAUGCGCGACUUACAGUUUCAUCGCAGUACCACGGGUCUUUUCGCUGGAAAAGAAGGCCACAUGACGUUGCGUGACUUGUUUCGGUGGGGCGAGCGUUACAAGCGUUGCGAUGCGACCUGUCCGGCGACUGACUGGGAUCAGUAUCUGGCGGAACAAGGUUUCCUUCUUCUUGGCGGACGAAGCAGAAGAGAAGAAGACUUGUCAAUUGUUCGUGAGACCAUUUCGAAGCACUUCCUGCGAAAAAUCAACGAUAUCGCAUUGUUUUCCACCGAUUCUACAUAUUUCAACUCACAGCUGAUCGUUUGCUGUUCAGCACCGCACUUGAGACAUAUUGUUUGGACGAAAAACUUGCGUCGAAUGGCCGUUCUCUUGAGUCAAGCAUUAAUGUACGACGAACCGGUGCUGCUCAUUGGCGAUACUGGAUGCGGAAAGACGACUCUUUGCCAGAUUUAUGCCGCCCUUACUCAGCGCACACUUCAUGUAGUAAACUGCCAUUUGUCCACUGAGGCGGCAGAUUUCGUUGGACGUCUGGUUCCGGCCAGCCAGGAAAAAUUAGAGGAAGGCAUUUUGUUCGAGUGGCGUGACGGUGCACUGGUUGAAGCUAUGACCAAUGGUGACCUGUUACUGAUCGAUGAAAUUUCUCUGGCCGACGACUCAGUUCUCGAACGACUGAACAGCGUAUUGGAGUUGGACAAAGAACUGCUUCUUUAUGAGAAGAUCGCUAGUGAUCAGGAUGUGGUUUCCGUAAAGGCUACUCCAGGAUUUCAGCUGAUGGCAACGAUGAACCCAGGCGGCGAUUACGGCAAAAAAGAGUUGUCGAAAGCGUUGCGGAAUCGAUUCACUGAAAUCUGGUGCGAUGCCAGUUAUGAAGAAGCAGAUGUAAACAGCGUUCUGGUUCAUAAUCUUCAAACAGGUGAUGAAUUUGCGGUCAUGAUAUUCGAGUACUUGACCUUUCUUUCGCGCGAAGGCCUCCAGCACAGAAACAGGUUCACUUUGUCGAUCCGAGACAUGCUUUCUUGGGUGAGCUUCAUCAACAUCUGUUCGUCGGCUAUCGAAACGCCUUUGGCUUACGCGCACGGCGCUUGUGCAGUUUUUCUGGACGGAUUUGGCUGUCAGAAAUCGAGUACCAGCUCAGAGGCUUCUCAGUUCAGAACAGCUUCGCUCAGAUUUUUGAAACAUCAGCUACAAAGGCGGUGCAACACUACCCUGUCAGUCGACUGCGUCGAACAUGGCAGCGGUGUGGUAGAGCGUGACCUUUGUUACUUCGGGAUCAAACCGUUUUUUAUUAAACUUGGGUCUCGCGAUACUCUCUCGACGAAUGCGUUCAAUUUCGAAGCGAAUACGACGAAGAAGAAUCUGUUUCGUGUGCUUCGAGCGAUGCAGCUGUCGAAGCCGAUCAUGCUCGAAGGCAGCCCUGGCGUCGGUAAAAGUGGCCUCGAAUUGAGUGAUUUGUUCGGUACUGACCUUCCCGUCGUUCUUCCGAACGGCAAGCAGGGUUUUGCUUGGAGCGAUGGCCCGUUGCUGUCAGCAAUGAAAACUGGCAGUUGGGUGCUAAUUGACGAGAUGAAUCUGGCCAGUCAGUCCGUACUGGAGGGCCUGAAUGCAUGUUUCGACCAUCGAAAGGAAAUCUUUAUCCCGGAGUUAGGAAAGACUUUCAAGAUCGACGAAGACGCAUCACGCUUUUUCGCUUGUCAGAAUCCACUCAGCCAAGGCGCCAGUCGCAAAGGCUUACCGCAAUCGUUUCUUAAUCGUUUUUCAACGGUUUUUGUUGAAGAACUGACUGUCGACGAUCAGGCGUGGAUACUGAGUAAGCUCUAUCCGUCGAUAGAUCAUGACGUUUUGUUAGAUAUGGUAGCGUUUAACGUUGAGAUUUCUGAAAAAGUAUGUGUCUUAAGAGAAUUCGGUGGCGAAGGCUCUCCGUGGGACUUUAACCUGCGAGAUUUGAUGCGAUGGUGUGAAUUGAUGCUUACUCUUUCUGAGCCGUAUCACUCUUUCAUCGAGCCUUUGUUCUGUAUGCGAAUGCGACGAGAGUUUGAUCGUCAAAUGGUACGAAAGACAUUCUUUGAACGACGAGGAAUUUCUCCAUCUACCAAUGCGGUAACCACGUGGCAUCUGAGUCCGGGCAAUGUGUGCAUAGCCGAUGUCAUUGCGGAGCGCGGUUCGUUUUUUGCAGAACUGCACCCUGGCCCUGAUCCAUUGAUCCUCCAGUCGUCGUUAAAGUAUCUUCGAACCUUGCUGUUGUGCGUGCGCAUGAACUACUUGGCUAUUCUCGUUGGCAAAGGAGCCGUUGGAAAGUCAUUCAUGAUCUAUCUGCUGAGCUUGCUGUGCGGUCGUCGUUUACACAUUCUUCACGCAACAUCGGAGACUGAUGCCACUGAACUCGUUGGCGGUUUCGAACAGGUUCGAUAUUUUAGAUGUUCAUCGGCGAAGGCUUCUAAUGUCUUUCAUAUUUGUUAAAU